CUCCUCGGCUGGACUUCUGCCGAUGUCGCUGGGUUUCGGCACGUUCUCGAUAUAGAGGCGUGGGUUCAGCAUUCUUCCUUCACCCACAUUUCCCCGUGGUGAAACGUCAAAGAGAGAUUGCGCCAGCUUCUCUCAUACCAUUCGAGGGAGUCUCACAGAUCUUUUUGAAGGAUCAGUUCGUUGAGGCAUUCACAUACCCUCAAGAUGCAUUUCCAGCAGUCUGAGUCCGCUGGCCCGGGCGCUGAGCAGGAGAAGUCGCCCAAGGUGUUCACCAAGCAGUCUUCGAGUCUGCCUUUUGGAGAGCAGUUGUCUCUUGCAUCGAUCAGCGGGCCUACCUACCUGACUGCCCAGACGCUCAUCCAGCAGGUCGCAUACGCAUUGUCUGACAAGAUCUUUGCCUACUCUGCUGAGUCGUUCGAUCUCGAUGUGGCGCUCAAGAGUUGGCAGGAGCAGGGCGAGAAGAACGCCUUUGGUUACCAGACUGGUGUCUCCUCGCUGGAGACAAGAGCUGGCGCUGGCACGAUUGCCCUUGGAUAUCUCUUCUCGAAGGACUUCGACCUUACCAAGCGUCACAUUCCCCAGUCGAUCGUCGCCUCUUCCUCGACUCUGAACUACCUCCGCCCAGCUCUCGACCAGCUGUCGCUGCUCUACUCGGUCGCCAACCCCGUCACUGCGCACAUUGCUGCCGUCGACUACUCCGCGAACUCGAACGCCGGACUCGUUACUGACUAUGUGUCGUCGCUCACUCUUGCUGAGGACCUUGGCCUUGGCCUCGUCUGCAGCCCAUCUGUCUUCGAGACCCAGCACAUGGCUCUCUUCGCCACCCUUCUCUCAAGUGUCAUCCCUACGAUCCACACAUACGAUGGCAUUAGCGUUGGUCGCGAGACUGCCAGGCUGGUGGACACUCUGGACCAGAGCAGGCUGCACAACAGCUACCAGGCUGUUCUGAAGGCUGUUUCUGAGGUUGACAAGAAGCACUCGGACAACGCUGGUCGCCUUGUCCGCCUGCUUCAGGCCUUCAACGACGAAUUUGGUGAGGACUACAGGUUGUUUGACUACUACGGUCAUGAGGAGCCUGAGAGCGUCCUUGUUGUCUUCGGUACUGUCGAGGCUUCCCUGACUGCUCAGGUCGCCAACGCUCUGUCUAAGGAUGGCGACAAGGUCGGUGUCAUCAACGUCCGCGUCUACAGGCCCUUCGUCGAGGAGGCUUUUCUGGCGGUGCUCCCCAAGAGCGCUCAGCGCGUCGCUGUUCUUGGCCAGGUCAAGGAUGAGGCUGCUGUCUUCGAUUCCGCAGAGUACUCUCGUCUCUACUCCGACGUUUUGACCGCCACCCAGUUCGCUUUCGACAGGAACAUCGAGGUUUUCGACAUCAAGUACUCCCGCGAGCAGGUCUGGACCCCCAGCAACGUCCUUGACGUAUUCCGUCAGAUCUACAGCGAGAAGAAGGCGGGCGAAGAAUCGCGCUCCUACGUGGACAUUCUCAACACUGCAGACGUCAAGCAGUACACCUUCUGGGACCUUGACGUGUCCCCGGCUGCUACCGCACCAGCGGUCGUUGGCAAGCUUUUGUCCUCCGACUCGUCCAAGAACGUCUUCGUUCGCGAGGGCCACGACAACCUCGUUUGCGGUGGUGUUACCCGUGUCGACAUCCGCAACGCCGACUACACCAUUGAGGCACCAUACGCUGUCGAGCAGGCCGACGUUGCCGCUAUCGGCGACAUCUCCAUCCUCGGCGCUUUUGAUGUUCUCAACAGCGUCAAGGCGGACGGCUCCAUCAUCGUCCAGCUCCCUGGUGUCAAGGACGAGGACCUCGAGAAGAAGCUGUCUCCCGCUUUCCGCAAGGCGUUGGUCGACAAGGACAUCUCGCUGUUCAUCAUGGACCCCACUCAGUCGGAGGCCGUUGCAGAGGAAUCGACCCUUACAACCUGCCUUUGCCAGCUGGGUUUCCUAAAGGUAGCGCGCCCUGAUCUGCUCAACUCCCACAUCUCCAAGUUGGCUGCCAUAAACGGCACCGAGCAAAUUUGCGAGAAGAUCGUCCAGCAGCUAGAGACCGCUCUCCGUGAAGUUGAGGUCCCUGCUGCUUGGGGUACCGUUGAGGAGGACGUUCAGCACAUCCAUCUGCCCGCAGACAUCAACAUCAACAGCUUCGCACCCUUUGACCGCACUGAGUCUGAGCCCCCUACCCUGCUCAAGAACUGGCAGAUCGCUGCUAAGGGUCUUGCGUUCAAGGAGGCUUACGGCACUCAGACCGUCCUCCGCCCUGAGUUGGGUGUCAAGACCUCAGUUGUCACUGUCAAGGAGAAGCGUCGCCUUACACCACAGAACUACGACCGUAACAUCUUCCACAUCGAAUUCGACCUUGGCGAUACCGGUGUCACUUAUGCCAUCGGUGAGGCUCUCGGUAUCCAUGCCGAGAACGACAAGAGCGAAGUUGAGGAGUUUAUCAAGUGGUACGGUCUUGAUCCUGACGAGGUUGUUGAGGUGCCCUCCCGCGAGGACCCCAACGUCCUGGUCAACCGCACUGUCUACCAGUCCCUGCUCCAAAACGUUGACAUCUUCGGCCGCCCUGGCAAGAAGUUCUACGAGGACCUCGGCGAGUUCGCCAGCGACGAGCAGGAGAAGCUUGCUCUCCAGACUCUCUGCACUGGUGACGGUGCGUCCGAGUUCAAGCGUCGUGCUGAGGUUGACACCAUCACCUAUGCCGAUCUUCUGCUCGAAUACUCGUCUGCUCACCCAUCUUUCCAUGACAUUGUCCGCAUUGUCGCCCCCAUGAAGCGCCGCGAGUACUCCAUCGCCUCCUCGCAGCACGUCACCCCGAACUCCGUUACCCUGUGUAUCGUCACUGUCAACUGGGUCGACCCCAAGGGCCGUGACCGCUUCGGUCAAGCUACUCGUUACCUCAACAACCUCCGCGUCGGCAGUCCUGUCACCGUCUCUGUCAAGCCCUCCGUCAUGAAGCUCCCACCCAAGACUACCGCACCCAUCAUCAUGGCUGGCCUCGGUACCGGUCUCGCCCCCUUCCGCGCUUUCGUCCAGGAGCGCGCCUACCAGAAGCAGCGCGGCGAGGAGAUCGGCGAAGUCCUUCUGUACAUGGGAUCCCGUCACCAACGCGAAGAGUACCUGUACGGUGAGGAGUGGGAAGCGUACCAGGAUGCCGGUAUCAUCACUUUGCUCGGCCGCGCCUUCUCGCGUGACCAACCGCAAAAGAUUUACAUCCAGGACCGCAUGAGGCAGACCCUCACUGAUAUCCGUCGCGCAUACCUCGAGAAGGAGGGUAGCUUCUACCUUUGCGGUCCUACAUGGCCCGUGCCGGAUGUCACUGAGGUCCUGCAGGAGGCUGUUGAGGUCGAUUACAAGCUGAAGAACCCUGAUGCUAGGAAGGUUGACAGCAGGAGGGCGAUUGAGACGCUCAAGGAUGAGGGCCGUUACGUGCUCGAGGUUUACUAGUUGCGAGCGUUGGACUAACAUAGAUCGUUUGCCUGUUAGCGG
Molecule: messenger RNA, 3489 nt
Organism: Macroventuria anomochaeta
Lineage: Eukaryota; Fungi; Ascomycota; Dothideomycetes; Pleosporales; Didymellaceae
Exons: 1
Coding region: 205-3447 (1080 amino acids)
Cellular component (GO): cytosol
Molecular function (GO): oxidoreductase activity, acting on the aldehyde or oxo group of donors; FMN binding; flavin adenine dinucleotide binding
Source: RefSeq, a predicted model, not a curated record